Messenger RNA from Oncorhynchus masou masou (cherry salmon), 246 nucleotides. Its product is annotated as fused isobutyryl-CoA mutase-like. Bases 1 to 246 code for a protein of 81 amino acids. Lineage: Eukaryota; Metazoa; Chordata; Actinopteri; Salmoniformes; Salmonidae. The transcript is spliced from 4 exons. The record is from RefSeq and is a predicted model, not a curated record.
AUGGCUGUCACAACUAGCACAGCUAGUACAGGGUCUACAGCUACUACAGCUAACACAGCUAGUACAGAUAGUACAGCUAAUACAGCUAAUACAGCUAUCACUACAGCUAACACAGCUAGUACAGGGUCUACAACUACUACAGCUAACACAGCUAGUAUAGCUAGUACAGGAUCUACAGUUACUACAGUUAACACAGCUAGUACAGCUAGUACAGGGUCUACAGCUAUUACAGCUAUGCUGACAUGA